Messenger RNA from Brassica oleracea var. oleracea, 1936 nucleotides. RefSeq names its product L-ascorbate oxidase homolog. Gene Ontology annotation, molecular function: copper ion binding; oxidoreductase activity. The record is from RefSeq and is a predicted model, not a curated record. The coding region runs from base 79 to 1704 and encodes 541 amino acids. Lineage: Eukaryota; Viridiplantae; Streptophyta; Magnoliopsida; Brassicales; Brassicaceae. The transcript has 6 exons.
CCUCUACAUUUCUCAAUCCCAUUUGAGGAGAAAGAGCCUUUGAGCUGUCUUCAGUCUCCUGUCAGUAUCAUUCUUCAAAUGGCAAGAGGGAAAGCAACAUCUUUGCUUCAUAUUCUCCUUCUUGGAUCUUUGUUGAUCAGUUUGGUGUCAGUGAAAGGAGAAAGCCCUUACAAGUUUUACACUUGGACAGUGACUUAUGGCAUUAUCUCUCCUCUUGGUGUCCCUCAACAGGUGAUUCUGAUCAAUGGUCAGUUUCCUGGUCCAAAGCUUGAAGUUGUGACUAAUGACAACAUCAUCCUCAAUCUCAUCAACAAACUUGACCAACCUUUCCUCUUGACCUGGAAUGGAAUAAAGCAGAGGAAGAACUCAUGGCAAGAUGGUGUACUGGGAACAAACUGUCCAAUCCCACCGAACUCAAACUUCACUUACAAGUUCCAAACCAAAGAUCAGAUCGGAACUUACAACUACUUCCCUUCCACAGCCUUUCACAAAGCGGCCGGUGGAUUCGGAGCUAUCAACGUCUAUGCAAGGCCUAGGAUCCCAAUCCCUUACCCUCUCCCAGUCUCAGACUUCACUCUACUCAUCGGUGAUUGGUUUAAAACCAACCACAAAACGCUCCAACAGCGUUUGGACUCUGGUGGGGUCCUUCCAUUUCCAGACGGUAUGCUCAUAAACGGACAAACCCAAACUUCAUUCACAGGCGACCAAGGGAAGACUUACAUGUUGAGAAUCUCCAAUGUUGGGUUAUCGAGCACUUUCAAUUUCAGAAUCCAAGGACAUAAGAUGAAAGUAGUCGAAGUCGAAGGCUCUCACGUGAUUCAAAACGAUUAUGAGUCUCUUGACGUUCACGUUGGCCAGUCUCUCUCUCUUCUUGUGACCUUAAACCAACCUCCUAAAGAUUAUUACAUCGUUGCAAGCACCCGGUUCCUGAGAAGGAAGCUUAACUUUACUGGUCUGUUGCGCUAUUCAAACUCCCGAGUCCCAGCUUCUGGUGCUCCUCCUCCUCUUCCUCCUGGAGAGCUUAUUUGGUCCAUGAGACAAGCCAGAACAUUCAGGUGGAACUUAACGGCUAAUGCAGCUAGGCCAAACCCUCAAGGAUCAUUCCACUAUGGGAAAAUCAAACCGACCAAGUCGUUUGUUUUCUCGAACUCAGCUCCUUUGAUCAACGGGAAGCAACGCUAUGCGGUCAACGGAGUCUCUUAUGUGAACUCAGAGACGCCUGUGAAACUCGCUGACCACUUCAACAUCGCAGGAGUGUUCAGCACGAAUGCUAUUCAGAGCUUCCCCUCUAACUCGCGUGUGACUGUUGCGACGUCGGUUGUUCAAGCAUCUCUCCAUGAUUUUCUUGAAAUUGUGUUUCAGAACAAUGAGAAGUCAGUGCAGUCUUGGCACCUUGACGGUUAUGACUUUUGGGUCGUUGGAUUUGGUUCUGGACAAUGGACUCCUGCCAAGAGAAGACUUUACAAUCUUGCUGAUGCUCUUACAAGACACACAACUCAGGUGUACCCAAACGCUUGGACAACAAUAUUGGUGUCUUUGGACAAUCAAGGGAUGUGGAGUAUGAGAUCAGCUAGAUGGGACAGACAAUAUCUGGGACAACAGUUUUAUCUAAAAGUGUGGGAUCCAGUGAAGAGUCUUGCCAAUGAGUACAAUCCUCCAGAUAAUCUUCUUCGCUGUGGCAAAGCUGUUGGAAGACACCUUUAGAGUGAUCAUUUUAUACAAGUUUUUACUUCAUCUGCUCUUUUUUUUAUUAUUUAAGUUGAUCAUGUGUUUGUUUGAGGGUUAAUGGUUUUGUUAUUUCUGGUCAUGAGAGUAUGGCUGGUUUUUUUACAUUUGUAAUGUGUUAAACACCGCAGGGAGGGAGAGAGAAGUUUAAUGCCUUUUAAGUAGGUUGUUUCUUCAGAUUGGAGGUUUAAAAAUAAAUAAAUAUUUUGUA